AUGCAGCGCCAAGCCAACACGUACAAGGAGGUCUUCGGAGACCCUCAGUUCGAUCCACCGCCGUACCCUUCUUCCCUUCGAGACAGGUCGGAGUCCUCAGCCUCUACAGCCGCAGAGAGUUCGCAACCGCUAGAACGUGCCGAUUCGACCAGCGUGGACGCACAAGGUCCGCCACCGCCGUACCACACCGUUGGUCGAGGUCUCAUCAAUGGAGUCGAAAAGCCUGCGAUACCGAAGGACUCGCUCGUGCUGGUCACAGGCGCCAAUGGCUGGCUGGGUAUGCACGUUGUUGAUCAACUACUGGAGCACGGCUAUCGCGUUCGUGGGACGGUGAGAAGCGCCGAACAUGCCGUGUCCACGAGCGGUUGUUUUUCGAGGAAAUACGGACCGGGCAGGUUCACCACAGCAGUGAUCCCAGACAUGGUGCCGAAAGAUGCCUUCCACAUUGCUGUACGCGGGUGCGCUGGCGUCAUCCACGUCGCAUCGGUCAUGAAUUUCUCCCCUGAUCCCAACGAGGUGAUAGCACCGUCUAUCGCAGGCGCGUUGAAUGCGCUGGAAGCCGCCGCCAAAGAAAGCGGCGUCAAGCGCUUCGUCUACUGCAGUGCCUCCGCCGCCGCCGUGGCCCAAGGGUCCGGCUACCGAGAAGACGUAACCAGCGACAGCUGGAACAUGGCGUCGUUCAGAACCGCCUGGGAGCCGCCGCCGUACGAGAUCGACCGUGCGUGGGCCGUAUUUGCAAGCAGCAAGAUGCAGACGGAGCAGGCGGUGUGGAGGUGGUACAACCAGCGAGAAUGGCGCGUCAACUUUGCACUCAACACUGUGCUCCCUAGUAUGCUCUGGGGUAAGGUGCUCGAUAUGCAAGCACAAGGCAUCCGAUCGACGGUCGCCGAGCUGAAGCUCAUCUACGGCGGCAACGCUGCAGCAACGGCAUGGAUACCACCACAAUACUUCGUCGACGUCCAAGACGCGGCACUCCUCCACGUCGCAGCCUUACUACUGCCAGAUAUCAAAGGCCAACGCUUGUUCGCAGCGGAGAGCCCUUACAAUAUUAACUCGUUGCUCCAGUUGCUUCGCGGGUUGUACCCUGACCGCGUCUUCGAGGGCGACGUUAGUGAUCAUGGUGCCGAUUUGAGCGUUUUUAAGGAGGCCCCGAAGGCAGAGGCGUUGCUCAAGCGCAUGGGCAAGCAGGGCUGGACGGACAUUGAGACGAGUAUAGGGCGGAGCUGUGAGGCGUUCAUGACCCGUUCCGGCGCGUCCGGCUCGUCGUAA
Molecule: messenger RNA, 1269 nt
Organism: Baudoinia panamericana UAMH 10762
Lineage: Eukaryota; Fungi; Ascomycota; Dothideomycetes; Mycosphaerellales; Teratosphaeriaceae
Exons: 3
Coding region: 1-1269 (422 amino acids)
Molecular function (GO): oxidoreductase activity, acting on the CH-OH group of donors, NAD or NADP as acceptor
Source: RefSeq, a predicted model, not a curated record